Molecule: messenger RNA, 1795 nt
Organism: Pezoporus occidentalis (night parrot)
Lineage: Eukaryota; Metazoa; Chordata; Aves; Psittaciformes; Psittacidae
Gene: AP3S1
Product: adaptor related protein complex 3 subunit sigma 1
Exons: 6
Coding region: 73-654 (193 amino acids)
Biological process (GO): Golgi to vacuole transport; intracellular protein transport
Cellular component (GO): intracellular membrane-bounded organelle; AP-3 adaptor complex; membrane coat
Source: RefSeq, a predicted model, not a curated record
CCUGAGAGUGGGGCGUGAAGGGCGGGCAGGAGGAGGAGCAGGGGCAGCGAUCCCGGCGGCCGCCGCCCCACCAUGAUCAAAGCCAUCCUCAUCUUCAACAACCACGGCAAGCCGCGGCUAUCCAAGUUCUACCAGCGCUAUAGUGAAGAUACGCAGCAACAAGUUAUCAGAGAAACUUUCCACUUAGUAUCAAAACGUGAUGAAAAUGUCUGUAACUUCCUAGAAGGAGGAUUAUUAAUAGGUGGAUCUGACAACAAACUAAUUUACCGACACUAUGCCACCUUGUAUUUUGUCUUCUGUGUGGAUUCUUCAGAAAGUGAGCUUGGCAUUUUAGACCUCAUACAAGUAUUUGUGGAGACACUAGACAAAUGUUUUGAAAAUGUGUGUGAACUGGAUUUAAUUUUCCAUGUAGACAAGGUCCAUAAUAUAUUGGCUGAAAUGGUCAUGGGUGGAAUGGUUUUGGAGACCAAUAUGAAUGAAAUUGUCACUCAGAUUGAUGCUCAAAAUAAACUGGAGAAAUCUGAGGCUGGUUUAGCAGGAGCUCCAGCCCGGGCUGUUUCAGCUGUGAAGAAUAUGAAUCUGCCAGAGAUCCCAAGAAAUAUUAAUAUUGGUGACAUCAGUAUAAAAGUGCCAAACCUGCCCUCUUUUAGAUAACAUGGCUACUCCAGGUAAAACCAGGGAAGAAAUGUAACAGAGAGUUACCACGUAAUUGUUUACUUAAUAAACAACAUGUCUAACUUUUACUAUUUGGAUAAAAUUCAAGGUACUGUAUAGACAUAAUUUAAAAAUCUGUGUGGAGUUGAAUGUUGCUUUUGUCUUGUUUGUGAAAUUAAAGGAAAUGGGUAGUUCCCAUGUGUUCCAAAUUACAUUCCUAUGCCCUUGUAAGGCAUAUCACUGUGUCUUGGCUGCUGCAGUAUUUUGGGAAAGUAUUUAAGAUGUUCUUUACUUUGUACAACCUAUAAUGCUGAGGUUUUUUGUAUGUUCACUGAAGUCUGUAAUUAGUGCAUUCCUUAACAAUUUCUGCUGUUGUCAUGAUUAUCUAAGACUUCAGUGCAAAUGUUGCAUGAAAACACCAAACUCUUGUCCAAGUAAAAUAAUAAACUGGACUUCUAAAUACCUGUUUGUCCGAAAUCUACUCUUCGCAAUAAGUCAUGUUACUUCCUAUUCAUGGAGCCAGUUGAGUAUAUAUAAAUGCUGUUGUAGCAGGCAUUAAUGUUGUAGCUUAAUCUCUGAAGGAAUUACAUGGGGAUAUUGUGUGAACAUAUUGCCUCUUUACAUUUCUCACAAAAGCUGUUCAUUAUUAUUCUGAAGGAAAAAUUGCCUUUACUGAAGAUCUGAUGACUUCUGUUUACAUAUAGAUGUUGAGAAGAUACUUACACAAUCCAUUAGACUUUCUGAUGGUCUGAUUUGUUUUGAGAAGAUUUCUGUGUGUUAUUUAAAAAGUACACAAUGGGAUGAGAAAAUUGGGCAGCUCAGAACUGUAAACAUGAGUGUUUCAAGUAAGGUGAUAAAGACACUCUGGAAAGAUAAAUAAGGAUGCUUUUAAUAGUGCCUCUGUGACUGGUGAUAUUUGUGAUUCUGUAGCUUGAGAACUAGAUUUGUAAGAUGCUUAGUAUUGUCAAGACCUCAGAAAAUCUAAAUGCAAUCACCUCUUGUGUAAGUUGCUCAGCUCUUCUACUCUUCUGUGAUUUAAGAAAAAGUAAAGCAGAUAGUGCUUGUUUUUUAUAAUCAUGCUUCUAAGCUCUGUGUGAUGUACAAGUCUGUUUAAAUAAACAAUAAAAAUACUGUUGGCAUA